Molecule: messenger RNA, 1173 nt
Organism: Colletotrichum aenigma
Lineage: Eukaryota; Fungi; Ascomycota; Sordariomycetes; Glomerellales; Glomerellaceae
Exons: 3
Coding region: 1-1173 (390 amino acids)
Source: RefSeq, a predicted model, not a curated record
AUGACAUUGUUCGAGUUUGUCGCCUCAUUGCAUGAGCCAGAAAUUUGCCGCUUUCUAGCCAGCCAGAACUUGCAACAGUGUCUUGGAGAAGAUCUCUGUAGACCCAUCAUUGGCGAAGGUCAAGUGAUCUCGUACACUCAUCCAUUGAGAGGCACAGAAUUUGAAAAAUGUUCACGCCUGUCGAACCUGGAUGAUGUCUUCCUCUCGAUGGGCAUUCCUGCCACCACACGGAUGCAGUGGCUUCGCUACUUGAGACUUGAGCGGUCGCAUUUCUUUUAUUACUAUCAGCGAAUACGAGCCUCCGAAGUUGACAAGAUGGAAAGAAACUCUCUACUCAAUGCAGCGUGGGACGCAGCAGUCGAUGCCUUCCGGGAUGAUGCGGUCCAUGGGCAUCUUUGGAUUCCAGACAGCCAAACCAUGGCUUCGUGGACCAGUAUUUUCUGUGCUCUUAUCAGCGAGGGCGUCGACAUUCACAGAUUGUGCAGCGCCGGCGGGCUUCCCCUUGAGGGCGAUGACUUUGCGUGGUGUACUUCGUUCUGUAUGAUGCUUUACUCUUCCAGAUGCCAGCGAGAGGUCGAGUAUACGAUAUCAUGCUGGCUUAGUGUGCAGAAGACAGCUGGGGUUGUUAUGGUGGAAUAUUUAAGAUGGGAGCCAGCUUAUUGUGAGGAUCGCUUUGGUUUUGAAUACCCAGGUCGUGCAAAUGACGCCUGGCCCCAGAUUCUGGGAUUAAAGAUCAUCUGCGGGUUCCAAGUUCCUAUUCAACGCCGUUGGGUUGAACCCGAUAGUCCAGCAAGCGAGGUUAGACAAGAGUUUAGGAACUUCGGCUCCUGGGAACGUCCUCCUGUGUUCAUUGCCCGUUGGUCGGAAGAAGCGGACAAAAAUAUCCGCCGUCAACAUAUUUCAUGGAAGAACUCCCCAAAUAGGCAGGUCUCCAGCGAAGAUGAUUGGCCAUACCAAGACUCAGUGGCAAGAGACUACGAUUUCGACGACAUAUUGAAGAGCCUGUAUUGGGUUGGAGACUGGGCAGAUCGUCGGACUUCGUUUGAUUAUGCAAAGAGAUUCGACCACGAGAGGUUCGAGAGAAGGCAAUCGAAGAAACUCUACAAGUCCGGGUAUCUCCAGAAGCAGAAACGACUCAGAAUUCCAGGGGCCUGGAAAGAGUCACGUUGGUAA